Molecule: messenger RNA, 425 nt
Organism: Peromyscus leucopus (white-footed mouse)
Lineage: Eukaryota; Metazoa; Chordata; Mammalia; Rodentia; Cricetidae
Product: 60S ribosomal protein L26-like
Exons: 1
Coding region: 67-408 (113 amino acids)
Biological process (GO): cytoplasmic translation; ribosomal large subunit biogenesis
Cellular component (GO): cytosolic large ribosomal subunit; ribosome
Molecular function (GO): RNA binding; structural constituent of ribosome
Source: RefSeq, a predicted model, not a curated record
ACUUCUGACUGAAGCAAGAACCGCAACCGGCAUUUCAAUGCACCUUCUCACAUUCGGAGGAAGAUCAUGUCUUCCCCCCUUUCCAAAGAGCUGAGGCAGAAGUACAAUGUUCGGUCUAUGCCCAUUGGAAAGGACGAUGAAGUUCAGGUUGUCCGAGGACACUACAAAGGCCAGCAGAUUGGCAAAGUGGUCCAAGUGUACAGGAAGAAAUACAUCGAACAAGUACAGCGAGAAAAGGCUAACGGGACCACCGUCCACGUGGGCAUCCACCCCAGCAAGGUGGUUAUCACCAGGCUAAAGCUGGACAAAGACCGCAAAAAGAUCCUGGAAAGGAAAGCCAAGUCUCGACAAGUUGGAAAGGAGAAGGGCAAAUACAAGGAAGAAAUGAUUGAGAAGAUGCAGGAGUAGGGGUGUGACCUACACAG